ACUUUCUCCAAACUACAGUUUCUUCUGCCACAACACAUCGCGACCCUACCAUGGCGCCCUCAUUAGAAGAACCCGUCCAGAUCGACCUCAAUGCGCCCCUCAAAGCAGCCCCCAAACUCGUCGCACCAGAGCCAGAACACUGCCCCGGCCCCGAAUCCGAACAAGCAGGCGUUGCAGACAACUGCGCCGGCUGUCCCAACCAGAAAAUCUGCGCUUCCGCCCCGAAGGGCCCCGACCCCGACAUUCCGGUUAUCACAGAGCGCCUUGCCUCAGUCCGCCACAAGAUCCUCGUGCUAUCCGGCAAAGGCGGCGUCGGAAAGUCGACCUUCAGCACCAUGCUCUCGCACGCUUUCGCGUCGAACCCUAACCUCACCGUCGGCCUCAUGGACACGGAUAUCUGCGGCCCAAGCAUACCCAAGAUGAUGGGCGUGGAAGAGGAGACCAUACAUGUGAGCGCGGAGGGGUGGGAGCCGGUGUGGGUGAGCGAGAAUUUGGGCGUCAUGAGCGUGCAAUUUAUGCUGCCAGGGCGGGACGACGCGGUGAUUUGGCGCGGCGCGAAGAAGAAUGGGUUGAUCAAGAAGUUCCUGAUGGAAGUGCGGUGGGGCGAGAUGGAUAUGCUCAUCGUGGACACGCCUCCGGGCACGUCCGAUGAGCAUCUCUCUGUGAACUCGUUCCUCAAGAGCUCGGGAGUGGACGGUGCGGUGCUGGUGUCUACGCCGCAGGAAGUCAGUUUGCUGGAUGUGCGUAAGGAGAUUGACUUUUGUCGCAAGGCGAAAAUUCCAAUACUGGGUAUUGUGGAGAAUAUGUCCGGGUUUGUGUGUCCGGGGUGCAAGCAUGAGAGUCAGAUUUUCCGCGCGAGCACCGGCGGUGCGAAGAGGUUGGCUGCUGAUGAGAAGAUACCGUUUUUAGGCGCGGUGCCGUUGGAUCCAAGGAUAGGCAUGGCGUGCGAUUUUGGAGAGAGCUUCUUGGAUGCGUAUCCUGAGUCACCGGCGUGCAAGGCUAUACGGCACGUUGUCCGGAGAGUGGCCGAGGAGAUAGGCAUGCAGGGUGACGUCUUAGAAGGAGACGAGUAAGAACACCUACUUCAAAGGGCAUUUGGGCGGCGUUUGCAUUGUUUUCGAGCGAUUGAUAGCGUUAUAUUUGGUUCAUAAGAAUUUAGAGGUCAUAUGGACAGUCAAACAC
Molecule: messenger RNA, 1182 nt
Organism: Paraphaeosphaeria sporulosa
Lineage: Eukaryota; Fungi; Ascomycota; Dothideomycetes; Pleosporales; Didymosphaeriaceae
Product: cytosolic Fe-S cluster assembly factor NBP35
Exons: 2
Coding region: 51-1073 (340 amino acids)
Biological process (GO): iron-sulfur cluster assembly
Cellular component (GO): cytosol
Molecular function (GO): ATP binding; ATP-dependent FeS chaperone activity; 4 iron, 4 sulfur cluster binding
Source: RefSeq, a predicted model, not a curated record